Messenger RNA from Haliotis rubra (blacklip abalone), 3436 nucleotides. RefSeq names its product 1,25-dihydroxyvitamin D(3) 24-hydroxylase, mitochondrial-like. Gene Ontology annotation, molecular function: iron ion binding; oxidoreductase activity, acting on paired donors, with incorporation or reduction of molecular oxygen; heme binding. Gene Ontology annotation, cellular component: mitochondrial inner membrane. The transcript is spliced from 9 exons. Bases 166 to 1680 code for a protein of 504 amino acids. Lineage: Eukaryota; Metazoa; Mollusca; Gastropoda; Lepetellida; Haliotidae. The record is from RefSeq and is a predicted model, not a curated record. Gene Ontology annotation, biological process: cellular response to peptide hormone stimulus; C21-steroid hormone biosynthetic process; cholesterol metabolic process.
UAUUGACGAAUGGAAUGUGUACUGCUCGCUGCUGGUUUGCCCCAGUUCAAACGCGGAAGUGUCAAAACUAGCUUUUCAGUGAACAUAUCGGCAUCGCGCUGACAAUCAAAUAGUUACAGUGUCAACGUCAUUACAUCAUCAAAGAUUUACAACGUCAAGCUUUUAAUGACUGGAAACAUGUUCCGCGUCGUUCGAUGUGCUGUGGUGAGACCGCUCUAUUGGUUUCGAGGCCUAUCAACAGCUGAUGCGAAAGAGAAGGGAGACGAGCCGAAACCAAUCAGCGCUAUACCGAGGGUGAAGGGCUGGCCAGUUGUAGGCACUAUGUUUGAGUUCGCGAGAAACUACCGUGUUGGGCAUGACAUGCUCCUCGAACGUCACAAAAAAUUGGGGCCAAUUUUUCUGGAGGAUACGGGAGGAUUUCAACAAGUUCACAUUUUAGACCCAGCUGCACUGAAAGAAUUUCGUCACCAAGAUGGAAAAUAUCCUGUCAGGAUAGGGUUUCCAGCUUGGGACGAAUAUAACAGGGAUGCUGACCGAGCGGAUGGGCUUUUUACAGCACAGGGAAAGGAAUGGCAUCGACUACGGAGCGUGAUUGACAAGCCGUUGAUGAAGUUGAAGACAGUUGAGAGUUACGGCGAGGGGUUCACCGCUGUCGCUGCCGAUUUGGUCGACAGAUUUGUAACUCUCAGAGGGACCAAUGGAGGAGUCGUGGAGAAUCUGGACGUCGAACUCUUCAACUGGGCUUUAGAGUCUAUAUCGAUGGUCCUAUACGAGAAACGCAUGGGCUGCCUGUCCGACAACCGAAGUGCCAAAAUCAUCGAGUUUAUUCAAGCAUCACAUGAAAUGACUGACAUGACCAACAAACUUAUAUUAUUUCCUCCCAAAUUCUCUAAACUGUUCAGGCGUAAAGAUUGGAAAACGUUUACUGGAAGCAUGGACACUCUAUUUAGAAUCGCAAAGGAAAGUAUUGACCAGAAGAUACAGGAGAUAGCUGACAAACCGGAAGACGAGAAUGCAGGUGUUCUGGAACAGAUGCUGGCCAAGGGGGUGUUGACGCCAAAGGAGGUGUACGCCAACAUAACACAGCUGAUGGCGGCGGCAGUUGACAGCACGUCACACACAGUUCAGUUCCUGUUGCAUGAAGUAUCCAGGCAGCCAGACAUCCAAGGGAGACUACUGGAAGAAGUGGAACGAGUUGUGCCCCCUGGGGUCAAACCAACCGCUAUACACUUUCGCGACAUGCCGUACCUGAAGGCUGUCAUUAAAGAAACCUUGCGUCUGUAUCCGAUAGGUAGCGUCAUUAUGAGGAACAUGCCCAAGGACGAUGUCAUCAUGGGGUACCACGUGCCAGCGGGGACAAUGGUCAGUGUUGCGUUGUAUGCCCUUGGACGACAAGAAUCCGUGUACGAUGACCCUUUGACCUUCAAACCUGACCGCUGGAUGAGGGACAAUUUGGAGGAGAGACAGAAACUCAACCCCUACACAUUUCUGUCGUUCGGGUUCGGGCCUAGGAUGUGUGUUGGACGCCGGAUUGCUGAAAUGGAAAUCCAGACGCUCGUGUCCCUUAUCAUCCAGCGGUUUGAGCUCAAGCUAGAUGAAGAUAAACCGGUCGAAAUCAUUUCAAAACUAUUUCUUGUGCCAAAACACCCAGUGAGGAUCAGAUUUACAGACAGGAAGUGACAUCAUAAUGGCUGACAUAUUUGUCUUUUACCUGUUUCUGCUGUCAUAUAUUCAGUGUGGCAAAGAUAGUAAGUACAUAUAUAUAUUUAUGUUGAACUGGUGUGUCCUUGACUAGUUCUUCAAUAUGGACACAACGCGCUCAGCAAUAUUCCAGCUAUAUGGCGGUGGUCUGUAAAUGAGUUUGGACCAAUACAGUGAUGAACACCAUGAACAUCAAUCUACGCAAUUGGGAUACGAUGACAUGUGUCAACCAAGUCAGCGAGCUUGACCACCCGAUCCUGUUAAUCGCCUCUUACAACAAGCAUUGAUUGCUGAAGAUCAAUUCUAACCCGGAUCUUCACGGAUAUAAACGACAUUGAAAAGAACAUUUUGCACCACACGCUUUUUGCAGACAGUGACGUUUCGUAUGUGAGUAGGUUGAAAAAGUAUUUCAGUAAUCUAUUUAUGUUUUGCAUACAUGCUGAAGCCUCAAAAUUAAUGCAGCCGUUUGAACAAUUACAAAAUGUUCAUUCGAAAUAUUUCAACAUCUACUUGAAAUAUUUACAUCACUGAACGUGCAGGACUUAAUAAGAUUUUCAAGGUUAUCAUUCUUAGUGUGGCAGCUAUUUUGACCACUUUUGUAGAUUUCUUUACCCGAUACUAAAAGCACGGACUUGAUAUACAACGUGAAUGGAGGGUGUAAUCUAUAGGUGUUGGCGACCAAAUGUUAGAUUAAAUCUUAACGUUCUACACGUACACUUCUUAGAUCAAGCCAUAACAAUAUUAUUGUACAAGAAGAUACAAAUAUAAACAAUGUACAAGUAGUGAAAUACAAUUUUAAAGUAUUUUAUAUAAAUACAUUUAUUCUUCAAUAUACAUGUCCCAGUUAAAGUUCUUUCAUUAAAACCCAUACAAUGAUAAGUGUAUGAGUAUGGUUUUACGCCGCUUUUAGCAAUAUUUCAGCAAUAUCACGGCGGGGGACACCAGAAAUAGGCUUCACACAUUGUACCCAUGUGGGGAUUCGAACCCGAGUCUUCAGCGUGAGGAGCAACUCUUGACUGCCCUCUCGCCCCUACAAUGACAAGUGUUGCUUCCAGUGUUUCUAGCUUUGGUUCAAAAUAAGUUUAUGCAUAUUUUAAUGUGGUGCUGUCAUAAUAUGGAUAGAUAUUAUUUUAUAUUUAUCUCCGUAGCAUUUCCAUCCAUUCAUCUAUCUCCCCUCCGUGGUCUAGUAGAUAGAAGGUUCGAUCCCAGAGUUUGGUUAUACUUAACUAAAAUGUUGAUAAAGAUGGUACUUGUUGUUACCCUGCCUUGCACACGGCAUUACGGGGAUGGAACAAAAACUGGUCUGGGUGGGGGAUUCAUGUUAAAUCGCCGCAUGAUCUGAGUGGACCAGUACACUGGCGUAAGUCCAAACUAGUACAACAGACACACGUGCAUGCAUGUCACAAUCUUGAAGGCGACGUGAAACCCCAUUUUUCAUCUCAUCCGCCAAUCCAUGUUUUCCUGAUGUACUUAUUAUUUGCUGAAAUGUUUAGCAUCGCUUUGUUGUUGUGUUGAGGGCAAGUAAAAAUAUUUUUAAGCAUCGCUUCUUUGUGUUGAGGGCCAGUGAUGAAAUAUUUUAAGCAUUGUUUUAUUGUUGUGUUGAAAGCCUCGAUAUCUUACAUUUUAAGCAUCGUUUUGUUUAAUUGUCUGUUUGUUUAUUUAGGGACAGUGUUGCUCAUCAUAACAGAAAGGGUACACGUCAUGACCUGUUCGAAAUAAACAGUGAUGACAAGAA